Messenger RNA from Cokeromyces recurvatus, 927 nucleotides. RefSeq lists its product as uncharacterized. The transcript has 2 exons. Lineage: Eukaryota; Fungi; Mucoromycota; Mucoromycetes; Mucorales; Mucoraceae. Bases 101 to 838 code for a protein of 245 amino acids. The record is from RefSeq and is a predicted model, not a curated record.
CCUACAGGAGCCUUCAUUAUCAUCAUCAUCAUCAUCAGCAGCAGCAGCAGCAGCAGUUGUUCCAUUUAAAGCAGGAUCGAUUGUAUCUAAUAAAGUAAAAAUGAGACCAAAAAAUCAGAUACAACGUUCACCUUUAGAGCAAACAGAAAGUGAAGAACAUCUGCAAUUAUAUAAAAUUCUUUUCGACACUAUCUUUAAAGAAUGGAAUAAAACACAAAACUUUUCAAAGGAAUUCAAUACAUCACUUGUACCGUCACGUAUUAAAUCAUUCAGUGAACAAUUUUCAGCACAAUUCAUUCCAUCUCAAGAUUCCCAUACAUGCUCUCUUAAAGGACUAGAGCAAUUGCAAAUUCUUUCUAGAGAAAUCAAUCAUGCUAUCCUUUCUUCUGAAAAUGCAAAAAUAACGUGUCGUAUCCUAUUAGUUAAUUUUCGAUUCUGUCUAUCUGUCUGUCAUGAGGAAGGACUGUAUGAAAUUAUACAACUAAUUGCAGAAAUUAUCAAUAAAUUGACAGUUCAUUUCUUAUUUACAAGAGAUUUAUUAUUUCAAGAACUCCUUAUCGAUUCAACGCAUUCGACACUCUAUCAACUAGCGCAAGCAUUUACUCAUUUCCCAUUUUCAAAGCUACCUCCAGAAUAUUACAUCAUACAAGAGAAUAGUCAAGUUUAUGACAUGAGUUAUACUGAAAUCAUAAAAUUAUCGGAGAAAUAUGACGUUCUUCCUUCAGCGAUCAUCAAAGCCCGUGACACGAAGCGAACACCAAAAGAAGCAUUUCCAACUGUGAAAGCGAUUUUGGAGAUAUUCACUCGUGUAGCACAAGAUAACAGUAAAUCAAUGUAAAAGUUCAAUUUCAAUUUUUAAUUUAAUUUAAUUUAAUUUUAAAAACCUUACAAUCAAGACACUCACAUUUCAAUUAGGAAUAAACUUCA